Molecule: messenger RNA, 1947 nt
Organism: Ornithodoros turicata
Lineage: Eukaryota; Metazoa; Arthropoda; Arachnida; Ixodida; Argasidae
Product: chymotrypsinogen A-like
Exons: 9
Coding region: 41-1411 (456 amino acids)
Biological process (GO): proteolysis
Molecular function (GO): protein binding; serine-type endopeptidase activity
Source: RefSeq, a predicted model, not a curated record
CCAUUUAUUAUCACCGGCUGACUUGGCUAUAGCGGCAAAUAUGAUACGGGCAGUCCUGUUUGUACUCGUGGCUCUAGGCUACACCAGUGCUACCACAGUCGUCUGCAGAGGCGGAGUCAACCACUACGUGACGCUCCACCGAGAGGUCGUGGUUGUGACACCGGGUUAUGACCGGGCAGAGAACUACCCUAACUCCCACGUCUGUGCCAUAACGGUCACGGCGCCUUUCCCGACACAGAAGGUUCGCGUCGAUUUCGAAGACAUGGAUUUGGAAUCGAGCUUUCAGUGCCACGCCGACCGACUGGUCAUCCAAGAGGUACAAGGCAGAAACCUGUACCAGGUGGGCUCCUACUGUUCCACGGUACGACCAAAGUCCUACGUGUCUCUCACGAGCAGUCUCAAGUUCGGUUUCGUGAGCAACAAGCUACGUUCUGGACGGGGAUUCAGGAUCCGUGUCACGCCGACGAAUUCACGAACUGUCUGCGGCAGAGGAAGCCUCCAGUGCCGUAACCGAGAGUGCAUUUCUGCUUCCAAGCGCUGUGAUGGUAUCUACGACUGUCAAGAUGCAUCGGACGAAAUAGGCUGCCCCCGGAGGCCAAAUUUGCAGGGAGCCCGUUGCGGAAGGCCCGCCAUCCAGCCAGACGCAACGUCGAAUGACCGUGUCGUCGGCGGCCAGGAAGCUGUUCCACACAGUUGGCCUUGGCAAGUGAGCAUGCAGAGGAAGGCAUCCGAGCCAUUGGACCAUUUCUGCGGAGGCACCAUAAUCUCGAGCGAGUGGAUAAUUAGCGCCGCACAUUGCUUCGCAAGCUUCCAAAGUGCUGAUGACGUCAUUGUUAAGGCUGGCCUUCACGAUAUGCUGAACCCUAAUGAGGAACUACAGAUCAGGACUCCGAAAGUCAUUGUCACGUAUAAAAAUUUCAGAGGCGGACGUGAUAUGAACUACGAUAUUGCCCUGGUCAAGGUUUCCGUUCCAUUCAACUUCACGGAGGCCGUACGUCCAGCAUGUCUGCCUGAAGACGACAAACCUCCUCCAGUGAAUGCCACUUGUUACUCCACUGGAUGGGGACAGACUCGAGGCAGCGGCAACGCUUUCCGUCUGAAACAGACCAGGCUUAACGUUGAAGACGUCAACUACUGCCGAAGCGGUGACAGGGCGCGCAUCGCAAGGUUAGGCAUCCACGGAGAUAACUCCGUCUGCGCAAGAAGUUUGGACACGAUCUCCGGACCUUGUCAUGGAGACAGCGGAGGUCCCUUGGUAUGCCAGACUGAAGCCGGCCAGUGGGUUGUCUACGGAGCCACCAGCAUGACCGCAGACAGCUUUGUUGCUGGCACUCUCUGCGGCAUGGAUGGAGCCACACUCUGGAACAGUGUAGCCAGUCACAGGGAGUGGGUGCUACGUACGACAAGUUAAUAUGUACUGAACACUGAGAUAGUGGUACUGAGGCGCAAGGACAAGGCGUAGAUAGAGGACAGCACCUUCAAUUCACAUUCAUCGCUUCACAAUUCCGUAUAUCUCAGUUUGCAAGGUUUGUAGUCAUGUUUCUUAAAUGAAAAAAAAAGGGGGGGUCGACGUUUCGACAGUGGCACUGUCUUCGUCAGGACAAAAGAUGCGCAGGCAGUUACAGAUUGCUUAAACACCACAGUCUAUAGUGCUGUGGUGUUCGCAUUCAGCCUGAAUUAUACAAUAAUACUCAGGCUGUAUUUCAUAGUAACAGGAAAGAAUGGAUAUGUUAGUCCUGAUGCUGUCAGGACAUGGCUAUCACAAAGCGUCACUGUGACUGAAACAUUGUUUUAAGAAAGUGAGGGGGCCUCCUGUCCCCUCUCUUAUCAUCUCCAUAAGUGCUGUAGACGAAUUAUUUAUUACAAGCCCAUAACGUGACAUUCUCGCUCUCUACAAUGUUUGAUGUUGGCGUAUGGCAAUACUAAGAAUAAAAAGCUCUCUAACGA